This is a messenger RNA of Lutzomyia longipalpis, 1140 nucleotides long. RefSeq names its product farnesyl pyrophosphate synthase-like. Gene Ontology annotation, biological process: trans, trans-farnesyl diphosphate biosynthetic process. The record is from RefSeq and is a predicted model, not a curated record. The transcript has 3 exons. The annotation marks the transcript as partial. Gene Ontology annotation, molecular function: dimethylallyltranstransferase activity; (2E,6E)-farnesyl diphosphate synthase activity. Gene Ontology annotation, cellular component: cytoplasm. NCBI's taxonomy places the organism in Eukaryota, Metazoa, Arthropoda, Insecta, Diptera, Psychodidae.
UGUCGCAUUAUCCAGGUAAUUUUCUUUUUCUUCAUAAAAAAAAAUCUUUUUUGUUUCAAGAAAAAAAUCCAUUUUAUAGGUUUUGAAAAAAGUAUUAGUGAUAUAGUUGAUACGUGUGAUCCAUCAAGGGCAGGAAAACACAUUGAAGAAGUGUUAGAUUAUACAACAUGUGGCGGUAAGAAAACUCGUGGAAAACUUCUCGUGGCUGCUUUUGAGGAAAUUGCCCCAAAGGAUAAAUUAACGGAGGAAAAUUUGAAAUUAGUCGCCUACUUGGCGUGGUGCGUUGAAGCGUUUCAUGGACUUAUCCUUAUUAUGGACGAUAUUAUGGAUGGAAGUUUGACAAGAAGAGGGCAAACAUGUUGGUAUAGGCGUCCUAAUAUCCAAAUGUCCGCCAUUAAUGACGCCGUAAUGCUUGAUGCCGCCAUUUAUGAGUUUCUUCACGAAAAGUUCCACCAUUUGCCAACAUACGGAGAUAUUAUUCAUUCAUAUCACAGAAAUGCUCUUAUGCUGUAUAUGGGACAAUAUCUGGACGUAUUAGCAGUGCAACAGGAUGUCUUGACAUUCACAAUGGAGCAAUGUAGGAGGAUCGCCUUUUACAAAACAGCUCACUACACCAUCUAUUCACCCAUUAAAUUAGCAUACAAUGUGGCAGGAUACAAAAAUGUUCAACCACUCCUUGAUGCGAAGGAUCUAAUCUAUGAAAUUGGAAUUUUCUUUCAAGCUCAAGAUGACUUCCUCGAUUGCUACGGGGAACCAAAUGUUAUUGGAAAAGUUGGAACUGAUAUUCAAGAUGGAAAAUGCACGUGGCUCGUUGCAACGUGCCUCAGUCGUGCCAAUGAAUCCCAAAAGAAUAUUCUGAAGAAGUUUUAUGGAAAAAAUAAUGAAGAAUCUGUUGCGCAGAUAAAGAAACUCUACGAAGAAGUUGGUAUAUAUGAAGCCUAUAAAAAAUAUGAGGAGGAAGCCUAUGAGGAUAUUAAAUGGAAAAUUCAGGAGGCAGAGGGGAUUCCGAAGAAUGUGUGUCAAGGCAUAAUGGAUAAAUUGUAUAAGAGGAACAUUUAAUUUUUUUUUAUUAAAUUUUAAGCUUUAUUUUCUGAAGGGGUAAAAAUGUUAAAUGAAUUUAAUUGUUUUUCAUGGUUUCAA